Molecule: messenger RNA, 4943 nt
Organism: Cyanistes caeruleus (blue tit)
Lineage: Eukaryota; Metazoa; Chordata; Aves; Passeriformes; Paridae
Source: RefSeq, a predicted model, not a curated record
CGGGACAGCGGGACAGCGGGGCCGGGGGCCGCAGGCAUACAUUCUAAAUGUGUGGGCUAUUCCACUGCUUUUUCAUCCAUCUUUACCAAAAGAACAAAGUACUUGCAGCCCUGAUCUUCUCCAUGGACAGUUGGCCAGAAGCAAGAACGAGGGAGUGAGGCUAGGGAGGUCUACAUUUAUGGAAGACAGCUUUGUGCAGUAAACUAUCAGGCCAAAGUCCAUGUGUUGUUACCAACAAUGCCCUUCAGCGUCUUGUUUUGGAGUGUGGAGAUCAAAGGGAACAGUGGUAGGGCUGGACUUGUCCAUCAUCUGAUUUGGAAUAAGUCCAAAUUUCAAAUUAAAUUUCAAAAUCAGUGGUAACAAAAAUAAGCAAACCUUUACUGCAUGGUAUAAUUAAUGUUCAGAAAAUGCCCAGAAUCAUAGUAACAACAUGAGUAACCACCUACCUGGAUGCAAAUAUUGUUUUCCCAGCCAGGAUGACAGAGCAACAGCAUCAUGCUUGUAACAGUGGUCCCUGACAAGCCUGUCAAAUCUGAUUAGACAUAAGACAUUAUUUUAAUUAAACCUUCUUUAGGAAGGGGAUGAUGAAAUGUGGCUGGCAGCCUGUUCUUAUGUUAGUGAGUGUGGUGCUUAACAGUUUGCUGACAAAUGCCUUCUGAAGUAAUGGUGUCUUAAUAAGUGCACACUCACAGUGCUUCAGCAAUACCUGUGUGAUAUAAACUCAAAUGUUAUGUUUAUCUAAAGUGACUGGCUCUGGAAAUAAUCCAUUUCAUGACUAGCUUGCUGCUGAUGUGUCUUAGCUAGUUCUGUGGUUAAUUAAGGUGUUUUAUAUGGCAGAGGAAUUAUUUUUCCACUGCAUCUCGAAGUUAAUGCAGACACCAGGUCAGCAUUAGGAUUUUACUACAGGAUUGGCAGCAAAAGCAAGAUCCAUCGAUCUUAUGUGGGAUGACACUGAGACGUUAUGCAACUCCAGUGUUAUAGGCUACUGCAAGACUCCUUGGAAGCUGGAUGUGCAGUUUUGGCUUGUUGGGAUUUAUAUAUGUUGCUACUCAUGUCCCUGGAGCAGUAGCAAGUGGUGCUCCCUUGAGCAAACACCCUUAAUCUACUUGAGUUGGCAAAGUGAGGAGGUUACUUUCUCUUAUCAGAAGUUUUUGAAAUCUUCAAAAAAAGGAGUUGCUUUUCAGUCUGAGGCAGUAACUAGAAAAAAAACUGAGACAUUAAAAUAAGUGUGUAGAGGCUUUCUCCCAAGUUCAGUGGAGAGUGAGCAGUGCCACGCCGUCUCCUGCCACAAAGAGAGGACUGGUGAGGACGUGAAGACAGGAACUACCAACACAGCUGGCUGUGAAACCUGGGUCUGAAAGUGCAGCUACUUCAUGUGCUGUUGUCUGCAGUCUGGGCACUGAGACCGGUUCUAAAUGGCUUCUAAGAAGUUGGGAUCCGACUCUCAUGGGCCUUUCAGUUACCUUGAUGAUGUCCCAUUUAAGAUAGGAGACAAGUUCAAAACCCCAGCAAAGGUUGGAUUACCCAUUGGUUUCUGUCUGUCUGAUUCUUCUCAGCUUGUCAGAGAAGCCCAGUAUGACUUCUCACUGGAAAAGAAAACAAUUGAGUGGGCUGAAGAGAUAAAAAAAAUUCAGGCUGCCCAGAGAGAAGCUGAACGCAAGGCAGAAGAAGCCCUAGCAAACUCAAAAGCAGCUCCAGAGGACAACACCAGGAUGGGGUUCUCAGAGGGACCUUGCCCUGAAGCCAUGCCUCCUCCUAUUAACCCCAUCCUCGCUAGCCUGCAGCACAAUAAUAUUCUGACUCCUACCCCAGCCAACACCAGCUCUGUGAAGCAGAAGGUCCUCAGUCCACCUCGUCCAAAGGCAGAUUUCAACCCAGCUGAUUUUGAAUGUGAAGAAGACCCAUUUGACAAACUGGAAUUAAAAACUAUUGAUGAUAAGGAGGAAUUAAAAAAUAUCCUUGAAAUUCAUGUUGGUACUACUGGGCCAAUUGUUGCCCAGCUGUUAGAUAAUACUUUGCCUAAAGGAGGGUCUGAGUCUGUGUUGCAAGAUGAGGAAGUUCUGGCAUCCAUAGAAAAGGCCACGUUGGACUUCAAACCCCUUCACAAACCCAAUGGCUUUAUCACUUUACCACAGCUGGGAAACUGUGAAAAGAUGUCCUUGUCUUCCAAAGUGUCCCUUUCCCCCAUCACUUCAGUGAGCAAUAUCAAAUCCCUUUCAUUCCCUAAGCUUGACUCCGAUGAGGGUGAUCAGAAAUCAACAAAGCUCACGAGCACUUUCCACAGCACUACCUGCCUCCGCAAUGGCACUUUGCUUAGCUCUUUGCAGACCUGUGCUCAGAGCAAAGUCAGUGAACUGAAUGGACACCAUAUGCUUGGUCUUUCCGCUCUAAAUGAGGACAAUGGCAGGGAGACAUUAUCCUCUUCAUCCAGGCUGUCUCCCCGGGUUGUUUCCACUGUUUGUACAGAAGAAGAAUCAUCUCAAAGUACAUCGACUACGCAGGUACACCCAGACUACCAGGAAACAGAAAUCCCUGUGGUAACACACCAAAACUUUGCAGUGUCUAAAGUGCCCAAUAAUAGUAGCUGCACGAAGUGGCCAGGUGGUCUUGCGGCUGAGCUGCAGCAGGGCCUCUCCCCCAGCGAGAGGCACUGUGUGGAGACCGUGGUCAACAUGGGCUACUCGCCUGAGAACGUCCUGAAAGCCAUGAAGAAGAAGGGACAGAACAUAGACCAGGUUUUGGAUUACCUGUUUGCACAUGGACAGCUUUGUGAGAAGGGCUUUGAUCCACUUCUUGUUGAAGCAGCUUUGGAAAUGCACCAGUGUUCAGAGGAGAAGAUCACAGAACUUCUCCAAUUAAUGAGUCAAUUUAAAGAAAUGGGCUUUGAACUAAAAGACAUUAAGGAGGUCUUAUUAUUACACAACAAUGACCAACACAAUGCUUUGGAAGAUCUAAUGGCCCGUGCAGGAGCCAGCUGAAGACACAUUCCUGGAUUCUUUGUGUGCAACGGAGCAGGACCAGCCCCGCCACCUUCGCAUCCAGUGUGACUUGCUCUCAGUGGGAAGGAGUCCAGCUUUUCUCAUACAAGGGAGAGUGACUGAGCAAGUCUGCCUGCGUGCAUCACUCCAGCAUUUCUCUUUUCACUGAGGGCCAACUUUCAUUCUUAAAUUAAAUUUUGAAGUGUCCUUUCCUGAGUUUCCUUUUUCCAGCUUGGCCACGGAAAGUUGAGACUGCCCAGCCUUGACUGGAAUUGUACAUAGGUAGAGAUGGAGUGGUUGCCCCCCUCAUUGUUGCACUGGAGUUGGACAGAAGAAUAUUAAGUUGGGUCUGAAACUAGGAUGCUUUGGUUCUUUGAAGCUGCUUUCAUGGUGUCUUGUCUGCUUGUACUGAAUUACUUGACUGUGUCACAGUCCAGAUUACCUGGUUAAAUUUGACCUUUAGUGCAAUGGAGUUUUAUUUUUUGGUUGAAAGUUAGUCUGUAACUUAGUAGAACACUGGUUCAGAAACUGUCACUAUGCAUAAAGACAGAACCUUGUUUUGUCCUCUUGGUUUUUGUUUUUUACCCAUUCAUCCAACACUUCUGCCAGACACAAGUGUGCAAUGCUGAGUGGUAAAUUCCCUUGAAGCAGGUAAGCUGUGAACUCGACCUAGACCUGCAACUUGUGUUGGUUCUUGAACCUGAAGGCAGAGAGCUGGGGCUCAAUAUUUUUAAUCCCCUGGGCUUGUAGGAUAUUUAAGACAAUGCCCUGCUAGAAAUUCAGUUAUCUUUUUGAUCUAAAUAAUAUACAGUGUGAUGCAGGAGGUUUCUUUCAAGCACUUUCUUUAAAACAAAUAUACUCACUGCAUUAGUUCCAUUUUUCACAUUGCUAUAGAGCUACAUAAUAACAUCUAGUACUACAAAUCAGGUUUGGGGUUGUUUUUGAUAGUUCAAAGUAUUAUGUUGUACAUUGAUCAAGUUCUAAAUACAUGAAAUAUCAGCAGUCUAGAGGAAUCUCUAAUUUGCUAAAUAUUUUGAUUCUGCAGAAGAGCAACUAAUAAAACCCUGAAAUACAACUGUCAUGUUUCCCAUCUCUCAUCUCUCAUCCUCUUUGGCUUCAGCAGACAAAGAACUUGCUGGAUCCUGCCUGCCCAGGUGCUGCCAUCUCCUUUGGGCACAUGUGAACACUGCAGUGGGGUGCUGUGCUUCUCUGUGGCUUAUUUUUGUUUUGUGGCAAAACCCCAGCCUAGGGAUCUAAAUGCACAUUAGAGCCUGGAGCUGGAGCAUUGGGCUGCUAGAGGUCAAAACAUCUCAGCUCAUUGCAUCAGUGUAGGUUUUCAGUACGAAGUUUCAGCUCAUAAGGGCUCCAAAGGAGACGAUGGCAUUUCUCUCCGUUAUGUUAACUUUCUAGGAUCGAAACAUCUAAUUUGGGCCCAGUGUGCACUCCUGGAAUUCUCUGUGGGGUGCCCAACUGUGUGAAUUACAUACAUUUACUUUAAAAUUAUGCAAGAGAGGGAUCUGCUGGCAAGUAUCUAGGAGGUAUGGAGUGGAAUGAGGAGGAGCAGAGCAGGCUGCCUUGCACGUACCCCAGUGUUGACCGUUUUCUAGUGGUAGAGCUGAAAUAAAGCUUGUCUAAGGACAUUCAACAGCUGAUGGGACAACAGCUGCUGCUUCUGUUAGUGCAGGUACUGUCCAGCUUUUCUUCCUUCCCAGGUGAAAAAUGCAACAGUGAAGUGAGGAAAUGGGGUUCCUGAUCAAUUUGAAAACCUUGAAAACAAAAUUCGAAUUUUGCUUUACCAUCAUUGCUGAGAGCAUUUGAUUGUGUUACUUGUUCUGGUUUUCUCAGAAUUGCUACCCAAGUGUGUCCCUGUCUGCUACCAGACAGUUCUGAAGGGGCAAGAAGUCUUUGCCAGCAAAGAAACAACUAUUUAGACAAAACCUCUGAAUAAAAUAAUCUCUGAUUGUA